AUGCCGUGGACUAUUGUAUGUUUUGAAGAGGAAAACUGCGUCGAAAUAGUGCCUGAUUAUUGGUUUAAAAAUGGUUGUUGUGCGUGGCCAAAAAAGAGUAUAAAAAAUUAUAAAAAAUUUGUUGAUCGCCAUAUUGAACCUAAUGAAAUAGAUUUUGACUAUUUCAAGGCAAGGUCCAUGUCUCACAAUAUUGUUAGUUUACAUGAUGCACGGGCAAAACUAAAAAUUGCUGAAGAAACAUCAGAAUUAUCUACUUUUGAAAAUGAAAAGUCAACUCGAAGUGAACGGCACCGUCAACCUGAUUACUCUUAUAACAUUAAACAUAAAGAAAAAACUAAGAUGCCAAAGCAGUCAAGAAAUAGAAAUUUUAAUGAUUCUGAAGGAAUUUCUAUUGAAGAUCCUCCUGUACUCAACAGUAGUGACGGUGAUGUAUUAGAUGAUGAUAAUGUAUUAAAUUCUCCAUCAGGGAAAUGGAAUGUAUCUAAAAUAGAUAAUAAUACCAUGAUAGUUGGAACCAGUAAAAAAAGACUUGAUUUUACUAAUACACAUACACCCAAAUCAUCAAUUAAAAAAUCACCAAAUUAUUCGCCAAGUCUAAGAAAACUAAAAAAAGUUCCAUCUAACUCAACAUCAGACUUUGAAAUUAUUACAAAUGAAGAGAGACGAGACGGAAACUCCAAAUCACUAUUAUCUUUGCCUAAUAGUAAUAGUAAAAAAAUUAGAAAUAACGGAUACUUUGAAUCACAUUUGUCAUCUCUCACAGGUGAAAAUAAUAUGAAUAAAAAUGACUCAAAUUCUGAAACAGGAAACAAUUACUCGACACUUAUAGACGUUGUAAAUCAACUGGUACGCUCAACUGGAAAUCUUAAAUAUGAAAUAAGAGAACUGAGUAAAAAAAUUGACUCUUCAGAAAACAUCAUGAUGAAUUAUAUUGCAGACAAUUAUCAUUCUAUUCCACGUUCCAACAAUGCAGAUAAUAAUUACAUAGAAGAUGAUGUGUAUUGCUUUCCAUUAACAACAAUUGAAGAAUUAAACACUUUUGAAGAAAAGCUGUCUUCUGACAAUAUAUUUUGUAAAAAAAUGAUCAGUGAAUUGUCAAGAUUAGAAAGAUCAACUAUUUCAGAAACAACUAGACAAAUCAUGUCUAAAAUCUUUCAUGACAAUUUGCUUACACAGUUCUCGUACCAAGGCCAAAAGAAAAAACGAGUGUUCUCUAUACUGAAAACAUGUACUAUAAGAAGUAUUAGAAAAUAUAACAAUUGUCCAGAGAUAGAUGUAUUGAAGCCAAUGAAAGUGUAUAUGGCUAAUGCUAAAAGCCGGGAAGAUGGAAAACAAAAAAAAAUCAAUGACAAUCAGGAACCGCAAUUAUCUACAUAA
Messenger RNA from Metopolophium dirhodum (rose-grain aphid), 1377 nucleotides. RefSeq lists its product as uncharacterized. Bases 1 to 1377 code for a protein of 458 amino acids. The transcript has 8 exons. The record is from RefSeq and is a predicted model, not a curated record. NCBI's taxonomy places the organism in Eukaryota, Metazoa, Arthropoda, Insecta, Hemiptera, Aphididae.